GCAAGGGGCAGGAAAACUGGGCUGGAUGUCAGCAUUUGGGGGAACCGGAUCCGAUUUGCGUGGACUAUCCUCGCUCCAAGCUUCCUUCCCCCGUUGCUCGUGCAAGCCGCCCAUUCUCAGCACCAGGAUGUUUGAAGAGCAAGAAGAGGCAGGCGAUCUUCUGACAGACAGUGACGAAAGUGUCUAUUCUGGACUGGAAGAUUCUGGAAGUGACAGCCUUACAGAAGAGGAGGAAGACCAGGAUCAUGGAGCUGAGGAGAAGUCAAAAGGGAAGUUGCGCUCCAGAAAUAGUCAAGCUGGAGAAGCAACAGAGUCGUGUCCUAAAAUCAGGAGUACAACAACAGAUCAACAAGAACCUCCCUUGCAGAAUGAGUACGAGGAAGACAGCUCCGAUGAGGAGGACAUCCGCAACACGGUGGGCAACAUCCCCAUGGAGUGGUACCAGGACUUCCCGCACAUCGGCUACAACCUGGAGGGCAAGCAGAUUUACAAGCCCAUCCGCUCCAAGGACGAGCUGGAUAGGUUCCUGGAGAAGAUGGAGAACCCCGACUACUGGCGAACGGUCCAGGACAAGAUGACCGGGGCGGAUGUGAAGCUGACGGACGAGCAAGUGGAGCUGGUGAACCGUCUCCAGCGCGGCCAGUUUGGGGAUGUGAAUUUCAAUCCGUACGAGCCGGCCGUGGACUUCUUUAGCAGCCAGGUGAGGAUCCACCCGGUGACCAACCGGCCUGCGGACAAGCGGAGCUUCAUCCCUUCCUUGGUAGAGAAGGAGAAGGUCUCCAGGCUGGUGCACGCCAUCAAGAUGGGCUGGAUCAAGCCCAGGAGGCCCCGGGAGGACACAGGGGUCUUCUACGACCUUUGGGCCCAGGAGGACCACAACUCCAUCCUGGGGCGGCACAAGAUGCACGUGCCCGCCCCCAAACUUCCCCUACCUGGGCACGAGGAGUCCUACAACCCCCCUCCGGAGUAUCUCCCGACCGAGGAAGAGAAACUCGCCUGGGAACAGCAGGAGCCUUCGGAGCGCAAGCUGAACUUCGUGCCCCAGCGCCACGACUGCCUGCGCCGUGUGCCCGCCUUCCCCCGCUUCAUCCACGAGCGCUUCGAGCGCUGCCUCGACCUCUACCUGUGCCCGCGCCAGAGGAAGAUGCGGGUCAGCGUGGACCCUGAGGACCUCAUCCCCAAGCUGCCCAAGCCCCAGGAUCUGAAGCCCUUCCCAACCGUGCAGGCCUUGGUGUAUCGUGGGCACACCAGCCUCGUGCGCUGCAUCAGCCUCUCUCCUACUGGGCAGUGGCUGGCAUCAGGUUCAGACGACGGCACAGUGAGGUUCUGGGAGGUCUGCACGGCCAGGUGUGUGAAAACCCUCCCGGUGCAAGCGGCGGUGAAGAGCAUUGCGUGGAACCCCAACCCCACCAUCUGCCUGGUGGCCGUGGCUGUGGAGCAGGCGGUGCUGCUGGUGAACCCCGGCCUCGGGGACAAGCUGCUCUGUGGGGCCACCGACCAACUUCUGGAAGGCUACGUGGCCCCCGAGGAGGGCCGUCUGCAGCCCGUCACGUGGGAGGAAGCCACGGAGGAGGAGCACCGCCUGGGGGGGCGGCUCAGGCUGAGGUUCGGGAAGCCCUUGAAGCAGGUCACCUGGCACGGGAAGGGCGACUACUUUGCCACAGUGGUGUCGGACAACAGCCACCUGCAGGUGCUGAUCCACCAGGCCAGCAAGCGCUGGAGCCAGGCGCCCUUCCGCCGGAGCAAGGGCCAGGUGCAGUGCGUCCUCUUCCACCCGCUGCGGCCUUUCUUCUUCGUGGCCACCCAGCGCUUCGUCCGCGUCUACCACCUGCUCAAGCAGGAGCUGACCAAGAAGCUGCUGACCAACUGCAAGUGGGUCUCCAGCAUGGCUGUCCACCCCGGAGGCGACAACUUGAUCUGUGGCAGCUACGACAGCAGACUGGCCUGGUUUGACCUGGACCUCUCCACCAAGCCUUACCGGGUGCUCAGGCACCACAAGGCAGCCCUGAGGUCGGUGGCUUUCCACCCUUCCUACCCGCUUUUUGCCUCCGGCUCGGAUGACGGCAGUGUCAUUGUCUGCCACGGGAUGGUCUACAACGACCUGCUUCAGAACCCGCUGCUCGUGCCGGUGAAGGUGCUGAGGGGCCACGCGCCGGCCCACGACCUGGGCGUCCUGGAUGUCCUCUUCCACCCCACACAACCUUGGCUUUUCUCUGCGGGCGCAGAUGCCACCGUCCGGCUCUUCACGUAGCCCUGGGCCCAGCUCCCAACAGACUUGGCAGGAGAGGGGAAGCCGGGGGUUUCCGGGCCCUCCGUGGGCUCCUUUCCCUGGGAGGCCGGAGCUUUUGAUCCGGGCGAGGAGGAGGAACCUCAGACCUUGCAGGCCACUGACUGGAGGGGGGGUGGAGGGGGGGCUCCUACAGGACUGAAUACUCAGAGCACCAGGCACUCUUCUGCGUUGUCCUGCUCGCUCGCUUGGAAAAUAAUAAAAGUGCCUGAUUUGCAA
Molecule: messenger RNA, 2506 nt
Organism: Pantherophis guttatus
Lineage: Eukaryota; Metazoa; Chordata; Lepidosauria; Squamata; Colubridae
Gene: BOP1
Product: BOP1 ribosomal biogenesis factor
Biological process (GO): ribosome biogenesis; maturation of LSU-rRNA from tricistronic rRNA transcript (SSU-rRNA, 5.8S rRNA, LSU-rRNA)
Cellular component (GO): preribosome, large subunit precursor; PeBoW complex
Molecular function (GO): protein binding; ribonucleoprotein complex binding
Source: RefSeq, a predicted model, not a curated record